Prionailurus viverrinus (fishing cat) is the source of this 5859-nucleotide messenger RNA. RefSeq names its product regulator of G protein signaling 5 (gene RGS5). The record is from RefSeq and is a predicted model, not a curated record. Lineage: Eukaryota; Metazoa; Chordata; Mammalia; Carnivora; Felidae. Bases 91 to 636 code for a protein of 181 amino acids. The transcript has 5 exons.
GCAGUCCCAGACAGUUAAGGAGUUCUCAAAGACUCGCUCUGCUGUGCAGAAUCUCGUGUUCAAAACAGAGACGCUGAGCCGCUUGCCACAAUGUGCAAAGGACUCGCGGCUUUGCCCCAUUCGUGCCUGGAAAGGGCCAAGGAGAUUAAGACCAAGUUGGGAAUUCUCCUCCAGAAGCCAGACUCAGCGGUUGACCUUGUCAUCCCAUACAAUGAGAAGCCGGAGAAACCAGCCAAGACCCAGAAACCCCCACUGGAUGAGGCUCUGCAAUGGCGUGACUCCCUGGACAAGAUCCUGCAGAACAACUAUGGGCUUGCCAGCUUCAAAAGUUUCCUGAAGUCUGAAUUCAGUGAGGAAAACCUCGAGUUCUGGCUGGCCUGUGAGGACUACAAGAAGAUCAAGUCCCCUGCCAAGAUGGCCGAGAAGGCGAAGAAAAUUUAUGAAGAAUUCAUCCAAACGGAGGCUCCUAAAGAGGUGAAUAUCGAUCACUUCACAAAGGACAUCACAACGAAGAACCUGGUGGAACCGUCCCCGAGCAGCUUCGAUGUGGCCCAGAAAAGAAUCUAUGCCCUGAUGGAAAAGGAUUCACUGCCUCGCUUUGUGCGCUCGGAGUUUUAUCAGGAAUUAAUCAAGUAGUAAUUUAGUCGGGCUGUGUGGAUCAUCCAGUGAGUUAUUUCCUCUGUAAUAACCCUGCAUUUUCCAGCAAUCUAAUCUACAUUAGCUUCCCAUAGCUGCUUCGUUCGAAGAUACCCAAACAGGGGAAAAUCCCGGGUGGUGUUGUUGACUCUUUUUGUGCACAUUAUUUUGGAUGUUUAUCUAGUGUCUGAAUGCCUUCCUCUCCCAUUUUCUUCUUCCUGCCCCAUUCUUAAGGAUGUUGUUGUCAACGCUAAUCACAGUCACAGGAAAAUUCUGCUUAUGGCAAGGAAACAUAAGAAAAGAAUAUGAUACCGUAGAAUGUGGGUCCAUUUGGUUUAGGUAAUGGAUCUCUAUCCACCCAGAUUGGUACGAAAAAGAAUGUGGAUGUGGAAAGACCGAUUUCAAAUGAGAUCCAUUGAUCUCAUUUGUUGUUUUCAUUCUGACCCAGGGGGAAUUAUCCCUCCAUUUCUGACCUUGGUUACUAAAAGGUGGUAAGAAUUUUAUGAGGCAGCCAUUAUUUGAUUUCUAAGCAAAUACAUUAUUUAAAAUAUCAAUCUUCCCUUUAGAGCCUCUUUGCAUUGGCUGGAGAUCACUAGCCAGAGAUAUAACCAUAAAUAUGUUAUGUUUAUACAAAGUCAAGCUGAACACAAUCCAUAUGGGUUCUUUCCUUAUACCUCUCUCAUACCCCCCACCAAGUUACCAAAUCUUGUAUUAAAUCAACAACCUGACAAUGGAGUAUUUAAUAAAUGUAUAUAUAUAUGCAUCUAAGUACGUAGGCCCAAAGUUUCCAUUUUCAAAUUAUUUUAAGUCCCCGUGAGUAUGAAAUUCCAAACUUUGCAACUCCACUCACGUAAAAUACAACAGAUGCCGUCCAGCGCGAUUUCUCUUACCGCCACAUCAGGAGAGCUAUCCACUAAAAUGGGAAAACUUUGUCAGGCCUACAAAUGGCUAAUUACCCUAUGAUGCCAUCUGUUUAUUUAGGGAAUGGCGAUUAUCUUCAAAAGAACAAAUUAUCUUUAGAAAAAUUAAUUCGACUGCGGAGGCUUUCUGAGAUAGCAUUCCGAAGGACCCCACGUUUUGCGAAACAAUGUGAUUUUUUACCAACUCCAUCUCUCCCUGCCCUGUUUUGCUGCCCAUGUUAGUGGGUUGUACUCGUCUUCAAAGUGCACAUGUAUAUCCUAACGUGACUUGCACACAGCUGAUCGAUAGGCCGUGGUAUUUUUUAGUAGUUUUAAACUUUUAAUUCCGUCUUUCAUUAUUAUAAGUCUCGCUAGAUUUUUUUCUUAUCUCUAGUAGAUUUAAGUAAUGAUUUACAUAAUUUAGUAAUAAGGAGAAUCAAGCUAAACUAUAUUUGAAGCUAACCAGGAAGAAGAUAUUGAGUUAAUUUGAAAAGAACUUGUUAAGGAUUAAUAAAAUUCUGAAGUGUUUAAGGAGAAGAUUACAUUUAGUCUUGUAUUUACUCCUUUUAUUUCCCUUUCUCUUCCACACACUCCUAGUUUUCCAUGUUUGUAGCCUGUUUAUUCAAUUACUUCCUGAGAAUAUCGUUACCAUAUCCUUCAGGCGAACACUGGCUGUUUUUGUUGGCUUUUCUCUAAUUUUGCUAUUUCAAAGGAUACCAUGCACUUCUGAAUACUUGCUAUUUAUCUCACAUUCUGAAAGUGGGCUGGACUAAGUGGGUCCACUGUCAACAGUUGCCAGUGUAGUAAGAGUCCACUUAUAGGUGUAGACAUUGCUCACUGCAGAGAAGCUUGUCAUAAGCAGUCGACAGCUCUCACCGUGAGCAUGGAGACAUCCUCGCCGUGUGCGUUUGUGUAGAAGUGACAGGCGACUCAGAUCAAAAAUUCCUGGUACUGCCUUCCUCCGCAUCCGGCUACACUGUCCAGAUUAGCAUCAAAUCUCCAGCCCUUGAGUUUCUCAUGCAGCUAGAAAGGGUAAGAACACAAGGAUCUAGGGGAGUUACUGUCCUUGAAUGCCAAAACAUUUUUCAGAAAAAUGUUCGUUGAAUUAAAAAUUCAAAAUUUUUGAUUCGCAUUAUUUGAAAGAGCCAAAUGGUUGCCAACACUCAGAGAAUCUACUAGAUGUUCCAGAGCUCACCCAGAUGGUUGCUGUUGCACAGACCCAGAUCAACUGGAUUCACAAACUGCACGCCCUCUGGCGGUGGGGAGGACUUGUCUGUGGACGGUAAAAGGGAGGCCUUCACCCUUCCAUAGGCUGAACUCAGGAGGCAGAGGGCAGGAAAAGCACCAUGAGGGCAGGGCUGUGAAGGGAAAUAAAAAUGAAUGCUUCCCAGCCAAACAACGACCUGUAAUAGAGACAUCUGUAUAUACUAUUUUAAAUUUAAAGUAGUAUACACACACAAUAGAAACUAUUCUAACCUAUGAAAUGAAAAAAUUGAAAGGAAAGCAAGUAUCACAGCCCCAAAUGAGAAAAGCAAACAUAUCAAAAUUGCCCUAAAAAAGUUCUUUGAAAUCUUUGAAAAGGGUUUUUAAACUUAGACAAAAGAAAAUUUAAAAAAAACCCACAGUGUUACUGGAAGUUUCCAUGGUAACACAAAGAAAAUAACAUUCGUUUAAUUCUGGGAACUUAGAAAAACUGGGAUGAUCCUUCCAGGAAAAUAAAAACCUGUGUAAUGUCUGUGUCUCACUGCCUCCCCCUCCUCCCCCCUCCUCCCCACUUUUUCUUGAGUAAAUUGCUGGGAAAGCGUGAAACUUAAUGCAGGAGUCCUGUGGUGCUUCGGUUCUCCCUCCCUUGUGAAAAUGUAGCUACAGUUGUAAGUGAUCUGGGAUGUACAGAGGUAGCGGAAUCAAAUUGUGGUCAAUGCGAAGAGGGAGCUACGCCUCUCCUUCUUGAAGGAAACCUAAGACGAGGCCAGGGAAUAGCCCGCAACCUAACUUUCUCUGCCUGGGUUUGAUACAGUUUGGGCUUGGUGUCAGAUUACGGUCCCAACUGGACCAGAAAAAAGACAUAGACUGUUGAUUCUAGAGGAAAUUAGGAGGCUGUGUUUAUCUACCAAAGCAGUACUUGUUCACGCAAGCGACCCCCUACACACACACACACACACACACACACCCUUGCCUUCUCCUGGCUAGACCUUCUGAAAUGCAGAACUGAGACAUUUCAAUCACUGUGCUUUCACAUCAAUAGCAUCAAUUGUAUGGAAAUGUUCUGUGCCUCACCCCCCACACCCAGGGAGGGUGGGGGAGGGAGGGACUCCAGUUCUGUAGCGAAUGAGCUCUCUGCUCUCCUCUCCGUAGAUUUCAGUGUUUUGUGCCUAAUGAGAAAAAAUUGGUGAAAGGAACUGUUUUUAUUUUUAUCCUCUACAAAUAUGUAGCUUUGCUUGGUUGCCGUGUGCUCUCUCUCUACUCCCUUUGGGUAGGAUGGCGUUACCAACUGCCUCCCAAAGAAUAACAAGUGUUUGGAAUGUUUGGAAGUUUCCAUAAAACCUUCAGCAUCAGCAGAUCAACCGAUCCACCAACAAUAAUUCUCUGCCAGGGCUUUGUCAUCUGUCCCAUCACAGAUUAGAUAAUAAAAAGUGUUUAAAGGGAAAUUCUCUAUUUCAGGGAAAAGGUUUUUUUUAAUCCCUGAAAUCAUUCCCUCCAGCAAUCCAAACAUUUCCUGUUUCCUGGGAAUUUAGCAAGUCUGGGAGAUAAAGGCCCAGGAGAAGAAAAGGGAGAGAGGACAGAGGGUUAGCGAUAAGUGCCCAGGCCUAUAAAGUUAAUCCAUUUCCUAGGAAACAUUUAAGAAUAGCUCCUCUUGACCAAAACCAAACCAUUUCUUUCUGUCAUCAACACGAUUGCGGAAAGGCAUUUCUUGACUCACAGUGCAGCUCAAUGAGAAACUUCCUCUUAAAAUCCUAGGGAGUCUCACGGGGCGCCUGGGUGGCUCAGUCUGUUGAGUUUCCGACUCGGACUCAGGUCAUGAUCUCAUGGUUUGUGGGUUUGAGCCCCGCAUCGGAUUCUGCGUCUCCCUCUCUCUCUCUGCCCCUCCCCAGCUCAUACUCGCGUGCUCUCUCUCUCUCUCUUUCUCAAAAAUAAAUAAAUAUUAAAAGAAAUUUUAAAACAAUAAAAUCAAAUCCGAGGCAGUCUUGAUUAGAGGGAAGAAUCAAUAUGGUGGAUCUGCUGUCCCCACUUGGCUCACCCGCGCCAGGGAGCAGAGAGUGGAGAACUGGGUUUCUAACAUCCAAACGUCUAAACCCAAGAGCCAGGCAACUCUAUGUAGGUUCCAGACGUGAGGUCUUCACUACAGCCCGACUGGAUCGUCAUUACACUUCUCUGGUUGUCUGGUCUCCUCAUUCUAUGAGACAAGUAUGUACCUAACGGUUUUCUUGGAGGAGGCCAAACUGCUGCUUGUGUCAAACAUACUUUCAUGCAAAUGGGGCGUCUGGUAGACCAGAGUAAUCGAUACCCAAACAAAGGCUUUCCCCAGCCUCAAUGAGCCAUCCUGGAACUGAAAAGAUUCUUCCAACUGAGGGGACAUUUGCAGCUUUGAAUGGAGACUCAGAGCAGAGAGUGAAGGGGGGAAAAAUCUUUGGAAUAUUAUCCUCACCUCACAGCUGAAUAACAAUAAUAAUCUUCUUAUCUGAUUUUUCUAGUAGAGAAGAUACGCAUCAAACUUUUUCAUAUCCGGUUUAAGAAGCCUCUUGCAAGGUACUAGUUGUCUCCUGAGGUAUUUUCCCUCCCCACCUCACACCUAUACCUUCCCUUCUUCUCUUCCUCCGUAAGAGGAAACAUUUAAAAUAGGUGAGUGUAACCACAAUCGUGUAAUAACCGAUACGUUAAAAGCAUUUAAUUUCCUGUCUAAGGAAAUGUGUGAGCAAAGGGAUAUGCUGAGAAAUUUUCCAAUGGAGGGAAAUUAUCUGGAUCAUUUUUUGCCAAAAGUUUUAUAUAUAUAUAUAUAUAUAUAUACAUAUAUAUAUAUAUGUAUAUAUAUAUGUAUAUAUAUAAUAUAGUAUCAGGGCAUGGGAGAACUGAAUUUUUAAAAACUGCUGGAGCUUACAACUCGUCUCCAGGAGAGACCGAGAGGAGGAGAAAUGAAAGGCUGGAAAUGCAUCUGUCAGCAUUUAUCCCAUAGGUUUUUCAUGUAGAAACGGUUGUGUUUAUAUUCUGAUUUUGUAUGCAAUAUGUUGUGUACUAUGCGACUCACACUUCUUGAUAAAUAAAGCACCCAAUAUGUGUCUGUAACCAUGAUCACCUACAUUUUAUUAAACACAUAUCUGUAUCACAA